AUGGAGGAAGCCAAUGUGGUUGAAACUAAGGAGGGAACAAUCUCAGUAGCUUCUGCAUUUCCUGCUCAUCAGGAAGCUGUGCAGAACAGGGAUCACAAAUUUCUAACAAAAGCAGUUGAAGAAGCUUAUAAAGGGGUUGAAAGCGGAGAUGGAGGUCCUUUCGGUGCUGUUGUCGUGCUCAACGAUGAGGUUGUUGUCAGUUGUCACAACAUGGUCUUAAAGCAUACUGAUCCUACUGCCCAUGCCGAGGUCACUGCUAUUAGAGAGGCAUGUAAAAAGCUCAAUCAAAUUGAGCUUUCUGACUGUGAAAUAUAUGCCUCUUGUGAGCCCUGCCCCAUGUGCUUUGGUGCCAUCCACCUUUCACGAAUAAAGAGGUUGGUUUAUGGAGCCAAGGCAGAAGCAGCUAUUGCUAUUGGCUUUGAUGAUUUUAUUGCUGAUGCAUUGCGGGGUACUAGCUUCUAUCAAAAGUCCCAGUUAGAGAUCAAAAGGGCAGAUGGCAGCCAGGCCAUCAUUGCAGAACAAGUCUUUGAGAAAACAAAGGAGAAAUUUCAGAUGUAUUAA
Dovyalis caffra is the source of this 561-nucleotide messenger RNA. The record is from the annotation of a GenBank genome assembly. Lineage: Eukaryota; Viridiplantae; Streptophyta; Magnoliopsida; Malpighiales; Salicaceae.